ACCAUAGAGCAUGAAUUACCUCUUGAGGUCAUCAGUGAGAAUUUACGACUGGUCAACAAAAGCACGUGAUUCCCUAACGCCCCCCCAUCCCCCUUCCAACUCCCCCCCCCAUAUUUGGCCGCAUACAUAGCAAAAACGAAGUACAGUGCAUCGCUAUAAUUCAUUAAUACAUCAUAAAUCGUGAAGCACAGGGUUAUAACGACCACGAUCCACAAAUCAAGCCCUCCAAAAUCGCCCAAAUGAGCUCGUACUUUGUAAACUCCUUCUCGGGGCGUUAUCCAAAUGGCCCGGACUAUCAGUUGCUAAAUUAUGGCAGUGGCAGCUCUCUGAGCGGCUCUUACAGGGAUCCCGCUGCCAUGCACACCGGCUCUUACGGCUACAAUUACAAUGGGAUGGACCUCAGCGUCAACCGCUCCUCCUCGGCCUCCUCCAGCCACUUUGGGGCGGUGGGCGAGAGCUCGCGCGCCUUUCCUGCGUCCGCCCAGGAGCCCCGCUUCAGGCAGGCGGCGGCGGCGGCGGCGGCGUCGAGCUGCUCCCUGUCCUCGCCCGAGUCCUUGCCCUGCGCCAACGGUGACAGCCACGGCGCCAAGCCCUCGGCUUCGUCCCCAUCCGACCAGGCAACCCCAGCCAGCUCCAGCGCCAAUUUCACCGAAAUAGACGAGGCCAGCGCAUCCUCGGAGCCGGAGGAAGCUGCGAGCCAGCUGGGCAGCCCCAGCCUAGCCCGGGCACAGCCAGAGCCCAUGGCCACCUCUACAGCCGCGCCCGAGGGGCAGACUCCGCAGAUAUUCCCCUGGAUGAGGAAGCUUCACAUCAGCCAUGAUAUGACGGGCCCGGAUGGGAAAAGGGCCCGGACCGCGUAUACUCGCUACCAGACCCUGGAGCUGGAGAAGGAGUUUCACUUCAAUCGCUACCUGACCCGGCGGCGGCGCAUCGAGAUCGCCCACGCGCUCUGCCUGUCCGAGCGUCAGAUCAAGAUCUGGUUCCAGAACCGGCGCAUGAAGUGGAAAAAAGACAACAAACUGAAAAGUAUGAGCCUGGCUACAGCCGGCAGCGCCUUCCAACCAUGAGCUCCCCCGCCCCACCGCCCUCCCCAGGAGCCCUGGGUCGCCCAAGAGUCCACAUCACCCCCUAGCCCCGACCUCUCCAAUCUUCCCUGCACUGCCGCUGCUGGCUGGGGACUGGUUCCCAAGAGCCUGCCUCGCCCCAGCCUUGUGUUACAAUUUUUCGUUUGGUCUUAGGUCUUCCUGUGGCUCCCUCUCUCUUGGACUGGUUAUCUUGUUAUUAUUGUUAAUAGUAAUAAUAAUAAUUCUUAUUCCCUCCCCCCAUGCUCCCCACUUCUCUCUGCUUUUCCCAAAUCCGCCAGUGUUUCUGAAUGUUCUCCUCUCUGUGGUUGCACUCCUUCCCCCAGGAAAAAAGAAAUUCGCAUGUUUAAUGUGACUUUCCCCUCCCCAUCUGUGUUCUAACUUAUUUAUAAAAGGAUGAGUGCUGUAUUUUGAGUUUCAGCUGGAAACUUCUCUAAAGAGGUAGCAGUAGAGGUUGCGGGUUCAGUGUGCCAGGGCCCAGCUGAGCUGGCCUGGAAGAUGGAGUCCACGACUGGGUCUCUUCUCAUCCACUUUACCCUCCUUUGGCCCCACUCCCUAGGCCCAAGUCCCUCAGUGGGGCUCGUUCCUGGGAUGGAAAGGAGCCAGAGAGGACCAAAGGGGUGAUGUUGAGAAGAGAAAAAGCAAACAGUGAGAUUUAAGCUCCUGCUGCCUCGUAGGCCCCAUAAGGCCUGAUCUGGGAGUGUAUGAAAACAGAAAUAAUCCUCAGUGUAAAAUGUCUUGUGUUUUCUCUGUGAAUCUGUGGGUCUGGCUAGAAGGCCCAAAGCUUGUAAAUAUGGGGAUAGCCUGGGUCAGACCCGUCUCUUCCUCAUUUCGCUUCCAAGACCAUUUGUAGUGAGCUGGUGGAUGCUGUGCUACAUGGGAAAUCUGUCUUUGCCAGACCUGUCUCAGUGAUUAGCCUUUGGUAUUUGUUUGUAG
Molecule: messenger RNA, 2018 nt
Organism: Jaculus jaculus (lesser Egyptian jerboa)
Lineage: Eukaryota; Metazoa; Chordata; Mammalia; Rodentia; Dipodidae
Gene: Hoxb5
Product: homeobox B5
Exons: 2
Coding region: 240-1067 (275 amino acids)
Biological process (GO): anterior/posterior pattern specification; regulation of transcription by RNA polymerase II
Cellular component (GO): nucleus
Molecular function (GO): RNA polymerase II cis-regulatory region sequence-specific DNA binding; DNA-binding transcription factor activity, RNA polymerase II-specific
Source: RefSeq, a predicted model, not a curated record